CUUGUAUUUACCAGACACAAAUUUGCCGGCCAUGGCUUCAAUUUCGGAUAUUGGUUUGUACAAGUACAAGGCCUUCUUUUUGUCCUUUGCUUGGUCUGGGAAAGAUCAGGCUUUUCUUCAAAGAUGUAGCAUUCCAGUAACGCGGGUGUCUAGUGAACAAAUUUUGUUCAAGAAUGAAUGCUUGGUAUUUGAUCAAAUGCCUAAAAGAAUUGGUGCGUCAACAUAUAAUCAUGAAACUAGAAUGGUAGAAAAUGGUGAUUUAGCAAGAUAUGUGUUGGAGAUUAGUCAUUUGAUUAGUGUUUUAAAGUUUUGUGGUGGUGAAGGAUGUUUAGAACUUGGAAGAAGUUACCAUGCUUUGAUAGCAAAGACUGGACUUGAUGGGGAUGAGUUUGUGGGUACUAGCCUUAUUGAUAUGUAUGCUAAAUGUGGAGAUUUGGAUAGUGCUGUUUUGAUAUUUAAUCAGAUGCCUCGUUUAGACGUUGCUUCCUGUAAUUGUUUGAUUUCUGGUUAUGCUAGCUGUGGAUUAUUUGAUGAAACCUUUAGGUUCUUCAUGAAGUAUGAUAGCUUUGGUAACAUACCUAAUCCUUAUACAUACUCAACUAUGUUAGCAAGUUGUGGUACCCUUUCAGCUAUCGAAGAAGGAAAACAGCUUCAUGCGCAAGUUGUGAAGAUGCAGUAUUUACCGGAAACAGCUGUGAGUAAUGCACUUUUGACAAUGUAUAGCAAGUGUGGGGUUAUGGAGGAUGCUGAAACAGUGUUUAAAUGUCUUCCACGAAGGAACAUCAUUUCAUGGACUGCUAUUAUUAAUGGAUUAUACCGGCAUGAGGACUUUGACAAAGCUAUGAGGCUGUUCUCCUUGAUGAGAGAGAGUGGGAUUGAACCAAAUGAAUACACAUUUACAAUUGCUCUUGCAUCUUGUGGAAGUAUGAAGAAUCUUGAUAAUAGUCAUUUGCUUCAUGCUUUAGUUAUUAAGAAGGGGAUGGCUUUGGGUGAAUUUGUAGGGACGGCAAUUAUAGAUAUGUACUCUGAGCUUGGAGAAAUGGAUGAUGCUGAAAAACAGCUCAAGGUGAUGGGAAUUUUGGCCUCUAAGGUAUCAUGGAAUGCACUAACCAAAGGGUUUGUUCAGAAUGAGAAAGCCAAUGAGGCUUUGGAUGCUUUUGGUGAAAUGGUAAGAAAAGAUGCUGCAUGUGAUGAGUUUACAUUUUCCAUCAUUCUGAAAGCUUGUGCUUCCUUGCCAUCAUUCACAAGUUGCCAGCAGAUACAUGCUCGGAUAGUGAAAGCUAACUUUGACUCAAACACGCAUGUGGGUAGCUCAUUGUUAGAAGCUUAUACUAAAUGUGGAAGUAUAGAAGAUGCCGAGCGAGUUUUCAGUCGGAUUUCAGCACCAGAUGUUGUAUCAUGGAACUCACUGAUCAAAGCUUACUCGCAGAAUGGCAAUCCAGGAAGGGCUAUAUCACUGUUUAGGAGGAUGAUUGACAAAGGAUUUAGACCAACUGUUUCUACUCUCCUUGCUGUUCUUUCUGCAUGUAGCCACUCCGGCGAAAUCCAAGAAGGCCAAGAAAUAUUUCAAUCAAUGGUAAGAGAAUUUGGUAUCUUACCAGAAGAAGCACAUUAUAGUUGCAUGGUGGACUUACUGGGAAGAUCUGGACAACUGGACAAAGCACUAGAUUUCAUAAACAACUUGCCCGUCAAACCUACGGCUUCAAUAUGGAAACCUCUACUUGCUGCUUGCCGGUGCCACAAAAAUCUCCAAAUGGCUGAAUUUGUUGCAAAGCACAUACUAGCUAUGGACCCAAAUGAUGCAACAGUGUAUGUUACGCUCUCAAAUAUGUAUGCUGAAGCAGGACAACUGGUCAAUGCAGAAAACCAGAGAAAUCUGAUGAAACUAAAGGAGGUUACAAAAGAACCAGGAUGUAGUUGGAUAGAAGUGAACAGUAAGAUACACAAAUUCUUUUCGCGUGAUAGAACACACCCCGAAUCCGCAAAAAUAUACAACAAGUUGAAGCAAGUAAUGAUGCAAAUAACAGGCAAGGCAUAUACUACUAAUGCAAAUCAACUGCAGCAGAAGGAAGAUUCUUGUUUAUUCCACAGUGAAAAACUUGCAGUUUGCUUUGGCCUUAUAAGCUUGCCAGCAGGAAAGCCAGUCAGAAUUUUCAAGAACCUCAGAGUUUGCACUGAUUGUCAUAUGUUUAUGAAGUAUGCAUCUUUGAUUACAGACAGAAUUAUAGUAUUAAGUGACAAUUAUAGGUUUCAUCACUUUAACAAAGGUUGUUGUUCAUGUGGAGAUUACUGGUAAUGUAAACUUUCUGAGAGCAUUGGCAUUGCUU
Molecule: messenger RNA, 2327 nt
Organism: Durio zibethinus
Lineage: Eukaryota; Viridiplantae; Streptophyta; Magnoliopsida; Malvales; Malvaceae
Source: RefSeq, a predicted model, not a curated record